Exophiala dermatitidis NIH/UT8656 is the source of this 1527-nucleotide messenger RNA. Its product is annotated as 26S proteasome regulatory subunit T2. Gene Ontology annotation, cellular component: proteasome regulatory particle, base subcomplex. NCBI's taxonomy places the organism in Eukaryota, Fungi, Ascomycota, Eurotiomycetes, Chaetothyriales, Herpotrichiellaceae. The transcript has 3 exons. The record is from RefSeq and is a predicted model, not a curated record. Bases 1 to 1527 code for a protein of 508 amino acids. Gene Ontology annotation, biological process: proteasome-mediated ubiquitin-dependent protein catabolic process. Gene Ontology annotation, molecular function: ATP binding; proteasome-activating activity; ATP hydrolysis activity.
AUGUACCGUGAGCCGCAGGCGCUGACAGCAAUCGUCACCCAGGCCUCGCCUUCGCCUUCACCUUUGUCUCUGUCCCCAUCACGCAUCUUCGCCCAUCCCUUGUACUCCAUUUACUCACUUAAUCUGUCGUCGGUUCGCCUGGAGCAUCGGCCAGCAGCACAACUAACCGGUACCCAUCAUGGCCAAGGUGGCAGGGAUGAUAAAGACAAGAAGAAAGACAAACCCAAGUACGAACCUCCUCCACAACCUACGACGAGGAUCGGACGGAAGAAGCGCAAGCAAGCUGGACCGAACGCCGCCGCGAAGCUGCCCACGAUCUAUCCAACAGCGCGAUGCAAGCUGCGAUAUCUACGAAUGCAGAGAGUACAUGAUCAUUUACUGUUGGAGGAAGAAUUCGUCGAGAACCAGGAACGUAUACGCAAGGCCAAAUCAGCCCAGACGCCAGCCGCUGCCGCCGAGGGUGAAGCCGCCGAUCGCAAUGCAGACGAACGAAGCCGGGUAGAUGACAUGAGAGGGAGUCCGAUGGGUGUCGGCAAUUUGGAGGAGCUUAUCGACGACGACCACGCCAUCGUCUCCAGCGCCACCGGGCCCGAGUACUACGUGUCUAUCAUGUCGUUUGUCGACAAAGAUCUUCUCGAACCGGGCGCCUCCAUCCUUCUCCAUCACAAAUCGGUCUCGGUCGUUGGUGUUUUGACGGAUGAUGCGGACCCGUUGGUGUCAGUGAUGAAAUUGGACAAGGCGCCUACCGAAAGCUACGCAGAUAUUGGUGGCUUGGAGCAGCAGAUACAAGAAGUCCGCGAAGCUGUGGAAUUGCCUUUACUGCAUCCCGAGCUGUAUGAAGAGAUGGGUAUCAAACCGCCGAAAGGCGUCAUCCUGUACGGCGCGCCCGGAACUGGUAAGACUUUGCUUGCGAAGGCUGUUGCGAAUCAGACAUCCGCCACGUUCCUGCGUAUCGUCGGGUCGGAACUUAUUCAGAAAUACCUGGGUGAUGGCCCAAGGCUAGUGCGUCAACUUUUCCAGGUUGCGGCGGAAAAUGCACCCAGCAUUGUCUUCAUCGACGAAAUUGAUGCUAUUGGCACGAAGCGUUACGAGUCGACGUCGGGUGGCGAGCGGGAAAUUCAGCGAACUAUGCUGGAGCUCCUCAAUCAAUUGGAUGGCUUCGACGACAGAGGGGACGUCAAGGUUAUCAUGGCCACAAACAAAAUCGAAACCCUGGACCCUGCCUUGAUCCGACCUGGGCGUAUCGACCGCAAGAUUCUCUUCGAAAACCCGGACACCAACACCAAGAAGAAGAUUUUCACCCUCCACACCAGCAAGAUGAGCUUGGCGGACGACGUCGACCUGGACGAGUUCAUUGCUCAGAAAGAUGACCUCAGCGGAGCGGACAUCAAAGCCAUUUGUUCCGAGGCUGGGUUGCGAGCACUCCGAGAGAGGAGGAUGCGUGUCAACAUGGCCGAUUUCCGGAGUGCGAAGGAGAGCGUCAUGAAGACCAAGAAUGAGGGUGAACCUGAAGGCCUGUACCUGUAA